GAAGAAGCCGCCGCCGCGAUGAGGAAGGGCCGCUCUCGGGGGGACAAAGCGGCGCCGCCGCCGCCGGCGCGGAGGGAGCCCGGGCGGGCGGUGUCCGGCAGCGCGGCGGAGCGCAGAGCCGCCCUGCUGGGGGGCGGCGGCAGGAAGGAGCCGGAGGACGCCCGGGCCGCGGGGGCGCCGGAGCGGGAGAUGAUAACGGAGUCCACUCCGCUGCGUUGCAGGAAGCUCAGCAAUCCUGACAUCUUUUCAUCUGCUGGGAAAACCAAGCUCCACCGUCAGUUAAGUCAAGAUGACUGCAAGCUACGAAGAGGUAGCUUGGCAAGUUCUUUGUCAGGAAAACAGCUACUUCCCUUAUCAAAUAGUGUCCACAGUGGAGUGGGCCAGACGAUAUGGCAGCCUCCUGGAGAUACCUCCAACCUGGUCCGCAUGAGAAAUCAGUCUCUAGGACAAUCUGCUCCUUCACUUACUGCUGGUUUGAAAGAGCUCAGUCUCCCYAGAAGAGGAAGCUUAAUCUCCUCUCCUUUGUACUCCCACUGCCGAGGAAAUGAUGUUCAUCAGCACAUGUUCUCWCCUACAUCUGCUCCAGGUCUGCAGCAUCUUAAAUUCCCAUUUAGUGCUGACUGUGCACUUGUCACUUCUCCUCUAGUAUUUUACCUGAACUCACAAGCCCAGAGCAAUCCAUCUAGUCCAUGCUACAACCAUCCUUUUCAGUGGAGYUGUCGGACAAGCAACAGGAAGAGUUUGAUUGUAACAUCCAGCACAUCUCCAACUCUCCCUCGGCCACAUUCCCCUCUUCAUGGACACGCAGGUAGCAGCCCCUUGGACAGUCCCAGGAACUUCUCUCCAAAUGCACCUGCUCAUUUUUCCUUUGUUCCUGCCCGAAGCCAUGGACACAGAGCAGACAGGACGGAUGGACGCCGCUGGUCCUUGGCCUCCCUYCCUUCAUCUGGAUAUGGAACAAACACUCCCAGUUCAACAGUUUCAUCAUCAUGCUCAUCUCAGGAGAAGCUGCACCAGCUGCCCUUUCAGCCCACGGCAGAUGAACUUCAUUUCCUGACAAAGCAUUUCAGUACCGAGAGCAUCACUGAUGAGGAAGGGCGCCACUCUCCAGCCUUGAGGCCUCGAUCUCGCAGUCUCAGCCCGGGUCGCUCUCCAGUUUCCUUUGACAGUGAAAUAAUAAUGAUGAAUCAUGUGUACAAAGAAAGGUUUCCAAAGGCCACGGCACAGAUGGAAGAACGGCUGGCUGAGUUUAUUGCCUCGAAUGCUCCAGAGAACGUGCUGCAAUUAGCGGAUGGGGUCCUAAGUUUCAUUCAUCAUCAAGUUAUUGAACUGGCCAGAGAUUGCCUAGAUAAAUCACGUGAAGGUCUUAUUACUUCUCGGUACUUUUAUGAGCUGCAGGAAAACUUAGAGAAACUUCUCCAGGAUGCCCACGAGCGAUCCGAGAGCUCCGAGGUGGCCUUUGUCACGCAGUUGGUGAAGAAGCUGAUGAUCAUCAUCGCCCGCCCGGCGCGGCUGCUCGAGUGCCUGGAGUUUGAUCCUGAAGAGUUCUACCAUUUGUUGGAAGCUGCAGAAGGCCAUGCCAAGGAAGGGCAAGGAAUUAAAUGCGACAUUCCUCGUUACAUUAUCAGCCAGCUGGGACUCACCAGGGAUCCCCUGGAGGAAAUGGCCCAGUUGAAUAGCUAUGACAGCCCAGACACUCCUGAGACAGAUGAUUCAGUCGAGAGCCGAGGGGCCUCUGUCCAGUCAAAGAAAACUCCAUCUGAAGAAGAGUUUGAAACUAUUAAACUGAUCAGUAAUGGUGCUUAUGGAGCUGUGUACCUGGUGCGGCACAAGASCACCCGCCAGCGGUUUGCCAUGAAGAAGAUCAACAAGCAGAACCUGAUCCUGAGGAACCAAAUCCAGCAGGCCUUUGUGGAGAGGGAUAUCCUGACCUUUGCUGAGAACCCCUUYGUGGUCAGCAUGUUCUGCUCCUUUGAGACCAAGCGGCACCUGUGCAUGGUCAUGGAGUAUGUGGAAGGAGGAGACUGUGCUACACUCCUCAAGAACAUUGGUGCCCUACCCGUUGAUAUGGCCAGGAUGUAUUUUGCUGAGACUGUUCUGGCGCUGGAGUACCUACACAAUUAUGGGAUUGUUCACCGUGACCUAAAGCCUGACAAUCUCCUGAUAACUUCAAUGGGUCAUAUUAAACURACAGACUUUGGACUGUCCAAAAUCGGGUUAAUGAGUCUUACAACUAAUCUUUACGAGGGCCACAUUGAGAAGGAUACCAGGGAAUUCCUGGACAAGCAGGUGUGUGGGACUCCRGAGUACAUUGCACCAGAAGUGAUCCUGCGCCAGGGCUACGGGAAGCCCGUGGAUUGGUGGGCCAUGGGAGUGAUCCUCUACGAGUUCCUGGUGGGCUGCGUUCCUUUCUUUGGGGACACACCUGAGGAGCUCUUUGGACAAGUGAUCAGUGAUGAAAUUGCCUGGCCAGAAGGAGAUGAUGCACUGCCACCUGAUGCCCAGGACCUCAUUUCUAAGCUGCUCCGCCAAAAUCCUCUGGAAAGGAUGGGAACAGGUAGUGCCUUUGAAGUGAAGCAGCAUCGGUUCUUUAAAGAUUUGGACUGGAAUGGAUUACUCCGGCAGAAAGCUGAAUUCAUCCCACAGCUGGAAUCUGAGGAUGACACAAGCUAUUUUGACACCCGUUCAGAACGGUACCAACACCUGGAUUCCGAGGAGGAGGAGGACACCAAUGACGAUGACCACGUGGAAAUCCGGCAGUUUUCCUCGUGUUCGCCCAGGUUCAGCAAGGUGUACAGCAGCAUGGAAAGGCUUUCCAUCCACGAGGAGAGGAAGACUCCACCACCAACCAAACGGAGCCUGAGYGAGGAAAAGGACGAUCGGCUGGACAGCCUGGGGGGCUUGAAGAGCCGGGACCGCAGCUGGGUCAUUGGGUCUCCUGAAAUCCUGCGCAAGCGCCUGUCCAUGUCCGAGUCCUCGCACACGGAGAGCGACUCCAGCCCUCCGCUGACCGUCCGGCGCCGCUGCUCGGGGCUCCUGGACAUGCCCCGCUUCGCCAUCUCCACCGAGGACGAGGGGGCUGCCCUCAAGAGGCCCCAGUCCGAGGGGAUGCUGCUGUGCACSGUGCAGGCGCGGGAGGGGCUGCCCGUGCCCAUCCCCGAGCAGCCCGUGGAGCACGAGCUGCCGCUGGACGGGGACACCGCGGCCACCACGCCAUCCACGGCCACCAACAGCGCCUUGGCGCUCACAGCUGGGAGCACUGCAGAUUUCUCUGAUCCACGAGCUCGCAGUAAUAGCAAUGAAGGCUCAGACUUUACCACUCCAAAAGCCAUCAGCGAUUUGGCAGUGCGGCGGGCACGACACAGGUUGCUCUCUGGGGAAUCAGGGGAGAAACGUACCUCGAGACCUGUCAAUAAAGUGAUUAAAUCCGCAUCCGCCACUGCCUUGUCUCUCCUGAUUCCCUCAGAUCACCACACGUGUUCUCCAUUGGCCAGUCCAAUGUCACCUCAUUCUCUCUCCUCCAACCCAUCUUCGAGGGACUCCUCACCCAGCCGCGACUUUUCUCCUGCUAUCGCAAACCUGAAACCACCAAUCAUCAUCCAUCGGGCUGGCAAGAAAUAUGGUUUCACUCUGCGCGCCAUUCGUGUCUAUAUGGGUGACAGUGAUAUCUACACUGUGCAUCACAUGGUCUGGCACGUGGAGGAAGGGGGCCCRGCCAACGAAGCCGGUCUGCGGGAAGGGGACCUGAUCACCCACGUCAACGGGGAGCCGGUSCAUGGGCUGGUGCACACCGAAGUGGUGGAGCUGAUUCUGAAGAGUGGAAAUAAAGUGUCCAUCUCCACCACACCAUUUGAGAACACGUCCAUCAAAGUUGGUCCAGCUCGGAAAGCCAGCUAYAAAUCCAAGAUGGCUCGUAGGAACAAGAAGAGCAAAACAAAGGAUGGUCAGGAAAGUAAGAAGAAGAGCUCUCUGUUGAGGAAGAUCACYAAACAAGCAUCGCUGCUUCACACCAGCCGGAGUUUAUCAUCCCUGAACCGAUCCCUGUCAUCUGGAGAAAGUGUGCCUGGCUCUCCAACUCACAACCUGUCUCCUCGGUCACCAACCCAGAGCUACAGGUCCACGCCUGAGUCUGUACACUCAGUUGGCGGCAAUUCUUCCCAGAGCAGUUCUCCCAGCUCCAGCGUUCCCAACUCUCCAGCCAGCUCCGGACACAUCCGCCCCAGCUCCCUGCAYGGCCUGGCACCAAAGCUGCAGAGGCAGUACAGAUCCCCAAGGCGUAAAUCCGCAGGAAACAUCCCCCUGUCCCCUCUGGCUCACACUCCGUCCCCAACCCCGCAGUCCACGUCGCCGCAGCGCUCCCCAUCUCCUUUACCWGGACACUCAAUUGGCAGCUCCAGCAUUAUUCAGUCUUUCCCAGUGAAACUACACUCCUCCCCACCGCUGGUGAGGCAAAUUUCUCGCCCCAAAAGCGCCGAGCCGCCACGAUCCCCUUUGCUGAAGAGAGUGCAGUCGGCUGAGAAGCUGGCCGCCUCUCUGUCCUCCUCUGAGAAGAAGCUGGGCUCCUCACGGAAGCACAGCCUGGAUAUCUCUCACUCUGAGUUUAAGAAGGAGAUGUUGCAGCGGGAUCCCAGCCUCCAGAGCUUGCAGGAAUCUGCCAACGAAACGAGCGGCGGCAAACUGGGGCUGGCAGAAAAAGGGAUGCUGCAGAARCCGGGCUCGCGGAAGCUGGGAGCCAUUCGGCAGGACAGGGUGGAAAGGAGGGAGUCUCUGCAAAAACAGGAGGCCAUCAGGGAAGUAGAUUCUUCUGAGGAUGAAACAGAUGAUGGUUCGGAGGACAGUCAGGAUGGGAGAAGGCUGGACAAGCCCCGGGGCAGUGGAGACCAAGGCUCCGAUUCUUUUAAUGAGGAUAAUAAGUUUUCAUCUAAAUUGGAAAGCAAGGAUAGCAUUGAAGAUGAUGCCUUUCUACCUGAAGAUCCAAAAGGUACGGAAGAUUUGCAGAAGGGAAAUAGUCAACAAGCCAAGGCUGUUUCAGAGCCGCUGCAAAUCACUGUGCACCCCUCCCCACCAGAGCUCCCCUCAAGAACUUCUCCAGAAAAACUAGCUCAUUCAGAAAAGCCAUUCCUAAAAUCUGAAACAAUUGCAAAGGAGCAUAAAUUGCCUGAAAACAAAACUUUGGAAUGUUUAGGUUCAAAAGAUAGAUCUUCUGAAGCAAUCAAAGAUCUGGGGAGAACUACAGGUACUCAGAAACCAGUAGAUGGCACAGAACAUACACAGUGCCCGUCUAUCAAACUCCUGGAACUUGAUGAAGGUGAUUCUUCUGGGGCCCCCUGUGGUAAACUUGACUUGAAAGAGCCUGUGCUAACAGAAAGYAGUCAGAAAAAACAGGAUUCCAAACCUCUGCUGGCACUUUCCUCGUGGUGCACRGCCAACACGAGCACUCCUGUCAUGGUGAUUCCCCCAGAGCACAGCGAGAAGGGUGGCAAGGAGACKCCUCAGCCUGCGGAACAGCACAGCUCCUCCUUUCUGUCUCCUGGGAGCGCCAGUGAAACAUCCCAAAGAAGUCCCAGCCCCGACAAGCAGCAGCCCAGCUCAUCCCAGGCAGAGGGUGCUGUAAGCUCCAGCAAAACGAGCCCAGCAGGACCCGUGUCCUCCCCAGUGCCCGUCCCCGGUGCCAUCGAGCGCGCGCUCUCCCCGUCCCCGCUGGCACCACUGGCCCAGAGCGUGCUGGGCCCUUUGAAGCUCAGUACMUCUGGGUCGGGAGAGGUGGAAAAGAGGAAGGAUUUGGGUGCCUCCUGUAAAGAGGAGAGGGAUUUGAAACAAAAAAGGCAGGAAAUUUCACAAGCAGGAGAAUGUCAAGAGAAAGCCAAACCCUCUAGCGUCGAUGGUGUGAGCACGAGGAGUGGGUCCUGUGCAGAAUCCUCGCACCCAGCAAAGCCCUGGGAGGCAGCGUGUCCCAUGGGGGCCAAAAAGGAGGCAACGUGUCCUGUGGUGGUCAAAAAGGAGGCGCCUUUGUGCAGUGCUAAAGCUUCUGAGGCAUUGGUCGGGAGCUGCAAAAUCACUCCGUCGAAAGAGCMGUCUCAUGCUCUUGGACAAGCAGCUCUGAGAGCCUCUCCUCUGCCAGAUGGCAGCACGAGGCCCUGUAAAGAAGGGACUGUGGCACAAGCAAAAAGCAAAGAGGCUGGUAAUCAGUUAAAAAUACAAGACUUUCCCCUGUCACAUGAUGAUGCUGUGAAGAAAACAUAGCAGCAUCGCUGGUACUCGUGGACUGGAGCGUUCUACAUUCAAAAUAGAGACUGCAUGUUUGAAUUUUGUAAUAUACACUAAUAUAAAAUAGAACUUGUGUACAUCUAUUUUUGGGAGGGUUUUUUUCAUACUGUUUUUUGUGUUUUUUCAUCCUUGCUAUUCUAUUUUUGUACACAGUAAUGCUUGCUGUUUGAGGUCUCUUUAGAACAGGGUAUCUUUAAAGCAGGGCUUAAGAAACAGUUUUGUUUGGGAUUUUUUUUCUUUCCAGACUUCUUAUUUUGCCUGAGUUUAGAGCCUGAUGUGCUCUUCCCUCUAAUCCUGCAUUUAUUUGAGAUCCUGAAAUUUCUGCGUGCAAAAAAGGCAGCUUGAUUUUAAAUUUUCUGCUUYUCAACAUUCUCUUUGAAAUUCCAUUGAAAUUCAAAAAUGUCAAGWUUUUGCUGCAAUUUUACAAUCUGAUGUCCCUUGACGGAAGAAUAAGAACACACUCUCUUGCCUGCAAGUUAUUGUGGAGCUGCAGACCCUCUUUGGUGCAAGUACAACCUUUUUGUCACCAUGUGUCUUCAUAGUCCUGUGUCCUUAGAGGAUAUGGAGGCAAAGGACUUGGCUGGAGAGGCUGGACAGAGAGAGAUCCCUGUCUUUAAAACAAGGAAGAGUAUUUUUCAAUGGAAUUAUCAGAAAGAGAAAUUGCCAGUCUGCAAGCUGGCUUUUUUGGGAGAUUGUUUUUAYUUAUCCUUUGUGGAACACAUGGCAACUUUUCCCUCUGUUUUUAAAAUUUUAGUGAUGUUUUAUCUUGCUUUCUCUGGCUUCAAUUCAUAACUUGCCCUGCCUCAGAGUAAGUGGCCCCAGGAAAGGGGUGCCUGUAGGUUGGUUUUAAAGUAGAGAAAAUUGUAGUUGCGUGUUCUCCAGUGUGUCUGGCAAAGUUAUCUCGAUGAAAAACGACCUUUGGAGACUUUUCCUUCUCUUGGUGAGUCUAAAUAGGUAGGGAUUUUAAGGUGUCCCUUAACAUUUCUGAAUCGGGGCUUGGGAAACUUGCUGAGUUUUCUGAAUCUGCCCGUUUGAAAAACAAAGGAACCUAUGAAGAGUUCAGACUCCUCGAGUUCUGUGGUCAAGCUGCAAGCAGACUUCAAAACACAUGUGAUAUUUUCAGAUUUCAGCUUUGAUAGCUAGAUCAUUUCCACUGCUGAGGCCACUUUCCAUUAAAAACUUACUCUUUGCUCUUAGGUUUAGACAUYGCUUAGCUUUAAAUGUGACCGACUCCGGGUGACAGUGCUCCUUGCUGAGGAUUAGGUCAAUAGUAACUCACCAAUAAAUGUGUCGAUGGUGAUACCUGUAGCACUGUAAGCCAUUUCUUCAUCCAAUUAAAGGUUCCUCUCAAUGAACACUCCCAUCAUUUGUCCCAGAUUGUGCUCAGCUUGUAUCCUAGUCUUGUCUGAGUGGAUCUCCCUGCGGAUCACCCUCCAGGGAUAGUGCCCUGCUCACUGGCUUACUCUGUUAUGACUGUGCAACAGUAUUCCAGGCUAAAACCYGUCUCUGUUGGUCUGAUUUCCUUAUGCUGCUGCUUCCCUCACUGUCUUGGCUUUCUCUGAACUUGAAGUUUUGAUUCGCUUCCCCUAAAUGCAAAUACGUUUAUUAUAUAGGAAAAUAUUUUCUCCAUCUCUUUCAAUCUGAUUUCAGUUCAAUCCACAACUCUCAAAAAAAUCUCUGGAAUCUCACCCUGCUUCUUGCUGCGUAGCAGUCGCUUCCCCCCUGUUAUAUACUUGAUUUUGGCUGCUUGGAUUUCAUUUCUGGACCAAGUUUUGGUUUGGUUUGAGCUUUUUUUUUUUUUUUUUUUUUUUUUUUUUUUUUUUUUUUUUUUUUUUUUUUUUUUUUUUUUUUUUUUU
This is a messenger RNA of Malurus melanocephalus (red-backed fairy wren), 8123 nucleotides long. It is a transcript of the gene MAST2, whose product is annotated as microtubule associated serine/threonine kinase 2. The record is from RefSeq and is a predicted model, not a curated record. Gene Ontology annotation, biological process: intracellular signal transduction; peptidyl-serine phosphorylation. The transcript has 31 exons. Gene Ontology annotation, molecular function: ATP binding; protein serine/threonine kinase activity; microtubule binding. Gene Ontology annotation, cellular component: microtubule cytoskeleton. Lineage: Eukaryota; Metazoa; Chordata; Aves; Passeriformes; Maluridae. Bases 19 to 6243 code for a protein of 2074 amino acids.